This is a messenger RNA of Daldinia caldariorum, 5221 nucleotides long. Its product is annotated as sulphite reductase hemo protein, beta subunit. Gene Ontology annotation, biological process: amino acid biosynthetic process; sulfate assimilation. Gene Ontology annotation, molecular function: heme binding; sulfite reductase (ferredoxin) activity; sulfite reductase (NADPH) activity. Gene Ontology annotation, cellular component: sulfite reductase complex (NADPH). The record is from RefSeq and is a predicted model, not a curated record. Bases 316 to 4959 code for a protein of 1547 amino acids. Lineage: Eukaryota; Fungi; Ascomycota; Sordariomycetes; Xylariales; Hypoxylaceae. The transcript is spliced from 3 exons.
GCAGAAGUUUAGGAAAAGACUCGAGGCUAAAGCGAUUGCGUGAUUGCAGUGAAUGACGAACUAAUUGUGCAUUUUGCGGGGCCAUUGAAAAGUUCCACAUUCGGGGUCUGAACUACCCUUGAGAAGCUUUAGCAAUCCUUUAACGGUCCCUACCUACCUAGGAACAAUACCUAAGGUAAGAUACCUAUCCUUUAUUAGUUACGCUGUCGCCAUUGUCUACAUAGUAGAAUUCCCGCUUUUCCUUUUUUUUCAAUGCCGGGGAAAAUUUAUCUCUAGCGCAGGGUCUUAUUUUAUAUGUAGAGAGGUUUGGCCAUCAUGUCGUUUCUCUUUGGAAAAGCAGACUCUUCUGCUUCCAAAUCAGAGUCCGACAUGGCGACGCAGAAUAUCCAGAUUCGCACGCCUGAAGAGGCAGUGGCGCGAAUCGCAUACCUUGCCAGCGAUGUCAUUGUCUCCGUACAACCGUCACGCGGUCAAGACUCGGCAUUCUCUUCUCACCUUAAGAGAUACGCCGAGCGAAAGGACCCCAAUCUAGUCACUAAGACAGAAGGUUCCGUGCCAGAGGUCCAAUCUAUUCGACACAAUAACGAUCCCCUUCUCUCCGUCUUCGCUCCAAUUCGCUCUGGUCGUCUGACCUCUGUCACUACCACUUCAGCUAUUCUCCUCCCUUCCAUUGCGCACUUAUACAAGCUAGCGAAUUAUCCAGUCGUCAUCCAUGUUUCUCUACACCCAGCUAACUUCCCCGAUUAUUCUUCCAUCACUGCUAUCAGGAAUUCGGGAUGGACAUUCUUGCAGUCUGAGUCGCUUCAGGAAGCACAGGAUAUGGCCACCACGGCCCAUGCUUUGGCCGUGCGUUCUGGAAAAGGCGUCAUCCACUUCUUCGAUCCAAGUGCUUCUUCCCACGACAAGCCGAUCGCUACAGAGGAUUCCGCAUUAGUUCGUGACCUUUUAAACUUGGACAACGUCCGCCGAUACCAAGCUAGCUCUGCCGCAGAGUCCGGCAUAUACGCCGACGACGGGAGAGUCGUUUAUGCCUCGGAUCAACCCGAACGACGACCCAGCUCUACAUCUAACGCUCUGGCCGACUCGACUAUUCUAAGCGCUGCUUCGAAAGCAGCAUCUUCAGAAGGCUCGGACAAGUCUAGCCAGCAAAGCAACUCCAGCGCCCCUCCGAGCGUAUCUUCAGCCACAACAAUCGAUGCUGCACCACCCCUCCUUACAUCUGAGGAUAUUUACAAAUACGUUACCUCGAUAUGGGCUCAGCUGAAGGCCGCUACUGGGCGUGCUUACAAUCCCUUCGAGUGGUCUGGCCCGGCAACCGCAGAGAAUGCGAUUUUUGUGUUUGGCUCUGACGCGGGUCUAUUCGGCGAGGCGCUUGAUGCGGCUAAGCCCGACGACAUCUACGCUAAGGCUGGAUUAAUCACUGUUAGAUUAUACCGCCCGUGGUUAGGAUCAAAGCUUAUUGAGGCUAUUCCGAAAUCCGUGAAACGCAUUGCCGUGUUGGAACAGAUUUCGCGAAAAACCACAAAAUGGGGGCCUUUACUAAUCGAUGUUCUAACGUCAGUAAAAAGCGGCUUUGGUGGCGUCGAGACUGUUGUUGGCCAUCAAUUAGGAUAUAUCACUCCCGAUACUAUCCAUCAGGCCCUUAGAGGUAUCUUCCAGAAUCUUACUUCUGAGAAGCCGCUACAAAACUUGGAAGUAGGGAAGACAAAUGGCCCAGAAGAGCCUAAGGACCACGGCCUAGAACAACCCAAAUUAGAAACCGCUUACACGAAAAUCCUCGAUCAACUGUUUGGCAACCGAGUCUACGUAGCGAACGCCCUCAAUUCGAACAAUGCUGGCGUUUCGGCCACGAUAGCAGCCAGCCCUGAAUUUGGAUUCGGAUCUCUCUUGGCCCGAAAGGAGCAUCGCCAAAGGUUCGUCAAGGAGGUCAAGCAAGCCGCUAGCACCGGGUCUUUCGUUACUGAAGCCCCAGUCGAUUGGUUGGCAAAGUGGGCCGCAAAUGCUGAAGAUGCUAAACAAGCUGGAGAGCUUGCAGACGAUGUUAUUGCACGACUUGAGACGGAUGGAUCGUCAGUUGCGCGUGAUCUGCUGUCAAGCAAGGGCCUAUUCCGGAAAGAGUCUUUGUGGCUUGUUGGGUCUGAUGCUUGGGCAUAUGAUCUUGGAAAUUCUGGUGUACACCAUGUCCUAGCAUCUGGAGAAAAUGUGAACAUGCUUAUCAUCGACUCGACUCCUUACUCGGAACGGGCCGCAGCGGAUGCCGAGAGGCGAAAGAAGGAUAUCGGCCUAUACGCGAUGAACUUCGGCAACGCUUAUGUCGCCUCCACUGCCGUCUACAGUUCAUACACCCAAGUUCUCCAAGCUAUGCUCGAAGCCGACAAGUUCAACGGUCCUUCAGUCGUUCUUGCAUACCUUCCAUACUUCGGCGAACACGACUCCCCGUUGACCGUUUUGCAAGAGACCAAGAAGGCAGUAGAUCUCGGCUACUGGCCGCUGUACAGAUGGAACCCUGAGAACGAAGAGAAGGGAGAGCCUAACUUCUCUCUCGAUUCCGAACGGGUUAAGAAUGAACUGAAAGAGUUCCUAGCAAGAGAUAACAAACUAACCCAACUGAUGCGACGCGAGCCGGUAUUUGCUGCCAGUCUGUCUCAGGAUUUUGGCACGGAGGUUCGCGCACAACAGAAGCGAAAGGCCCGAGACGCGUACAACCAGUUAUUGGAAGGUCUCUUCGGUGCGCCGCUGACAAUUCUAUUUGCUUCUGAUAAUGGAAAUGCGCAGUCGUUGGCUAAGCGGCUUGGAACCAGAGGUCGCGCCAGAGGUUUGAAGACUGUCGUGAUGGCGAUGGAGGAUUAUCCCGUUGAAGAUCUCCCCAAGGAAGAGAAUAUUGUACUGAUCACUUCGACGGCCGGUCAGGGAGAAUUCCCCCAAAACGGAAAGCCUUUCUGGGACGCCAUCAAGGAUAAUACCGAUUUGGACCUUGCAUCAGUGAACUACUCGGUUUUCGGUCUUGGAGAUAAGCAUUAUUGGCCGCGGAAAGAAGACAGGGUUUACUACAACAAGCCUGCUAAAGACCUUGAUAGAUUAUUCGCGAACUUUGGUGCCAAGCAACUUGCUGAAAUCGGACUUGGUGACGACCAAGAUCCUGAUGGAUACCAGACUGGAUAUGCACUCUGGGAACCCAAGAUAUGGCAAGCACUUGGUGUGGCAGACAUCGAAGGCUUACCCGAGGAACCAGCACCGCUGACAAAUGAGGAUAUCAAGUUAGCCUCAAACUAUCUUCGAGGCACUAUCGCGGAGGGUUUGAGAGAUACCACCACUGGCGCUAUCUCUGCCUCUGACCAACAGCUUACCAAGUUCCAUGGUACCUAUAUGCAAGACGAUCGAGAUGUUCGUGAUGAACGGAAAGCCCAGGGAUUAGAACCUGCCUAUUCGUUCAUGAUUCGUUGUAGGUUACCUGGUGGUGUGGCUACACCAAAGCAAUGGAUCCAGAUGGACGACAUUAGCACGAGCCUUGGAAACGAGACUAUGAAGCUCACUACGAGGCAAACAUUCCAAUUCCACGGCGUAGUCAAGGGAAAGCUUAAGCCAGCAAUGCAAGCUAUAAACAGGUCUUUAAUGACCACGAUUGCUGCCUGCGGUGAUGUUAACCGAAACGUCAUGUGCAGUUCUCUUCCCACUCAAUCUCAGUACCACAAACAAGUCUGGGCAUGCUCGAAGAAGAUUAGCAACCACCUUCUACCGUCUACUACCGCAUACCACGAGAUCUGGCUCACAGAUGACAACAACGAGAAGACUCAAGUUGCCGGUAAUGCAGUUCAAGACUUUGAGCCCCUCUACGGUCCGACUUAUCUUCCUCGAAAGUUCAAGGUUACAAUCGCCAUUCCGCCGCACAAUGAUACGGAUGUCUACGCUCACGAUAUCGGCCUUAUUGCCAUUAAAGGCGACGACGGCCAAUUAGAGGGUUUUAACGUCCUUGCUGGAGGAGGAAUGGGUGCAACCCACAAUAACAAGAAAACCUAUCCCCAGACCGGUCGUAUGAUGGGCUUCGUCAAGACUGAUGACGUCCAUAUUGCUUGUGAGAAAAUUAUGCUCGUGCAGAGAGACCACGGCGACCGCAAGAACCGAAAGCACGCUCGACUAAAGUAUACCAUUGACGAUAUGGGUGUUGAUGUUUUCCGUUCUAAGGUCGAGGCCUUAUGGGGCAAGACCUUCGAACCAGAACGUCCGUUCCACUUUAAGAGCAACGUUGACACCUUCGGCUGGCAGAAGGAUGAAACUGGAAUGAACCACUUCACUUUCUUUAUCGAGAACGGCCGAAUCGAAAACACGGCCGAUUUCCAGAUGAAGACCGGUCUGCGCGAGAUUGCCAAGGUUCACAAGGGCGAGUUCAGAUUAACGGGCAAUCAACAUCUAAUUCUUAGCAAUGUUGCAGAUGAAGAUCUUCCGCAGAUGAAGGAGCUUCUGAAGAAGUAUAAGCUAGACAACGUCCAGUUCUCUGGAUUACGUCUCAGCUCCUCGGCCUGUGUCGCCUUCCCCACCUGCGGUCUCGCUAUGGCCGAAAGUGAACGUUAUCUGCCCCAACUCAUCACCAAGCUUGAGGACUGCCUUGAGGAGAACGGUCUAGGAAAGGAGUCCAUUGUUAUGCGUAUGACAGGAUGUCCUAACGGAUGCGCGCGACCUUGGCUGGCUGAAGUUGCCUUCGUUGGUAAAGCAUACGGUGCUUAUAACAUGUACCUCGGCGGUGGAUACCACGGACAGCGGCUGAACAAGCUAUACCGGUCAAGUAUCAAGGAAGACGAGAUAUUAGCCAUUAUGAAGCCAUUGCUCAAGCGAUAUGCCUUAGAGCGCGAAGAAGGCGAACAUUUUGGUGACUUCUGUAUCCGAGCUGGUAUCAUCGUAGCCACCAAGGGAGGACAAGAUUUCCACGACAACGUAAGUGAAGAUCUCCUGAAACUCAGAUAGACAUUGCCGUUGCUAACAUGCACAUUCCAGGUCGCCGAGGAAGACUUCGAGGAUGAAUGAUCUUUUCUAUCAUCUAAAUAAAUACCAGAGCAUGAAUUGUUAAAGCAUUGCAUCAAGGAGUGGCGUUAGAGGAGCCAUGUAUAUAUUUGGAUUGGGAUGUAUAGCCACACUUAAAACAGGUGUCACGCUAAGGAACUCGAUGUCUUUCAUAGAACGACAGGGUUUCUGAAUUGUCAAUAAAAGAAACAUAUUUGAAGUUUAA